Messenger RNA from Oppia nitens, 2740 nucleotides. RefSeq names its product cullin-4A-like (gene Cul4). Gene Ontology annotation, cellular component: Cul4-RING E3 ubiquitin ligase complex. Gene Ontology annotation, biological process: protein ubiquitination; DNA damage response; ubiquitin-dependent protein catabolic process. The record is from RefSeq and is a predicted model, not a curated record. The transcript is spliced from 7 exons. Gene Ontology annotation, molecular function: ubiquitin protein ligase binding. The coding region runs from base 167 to 2644 and encodes 825 amino acids. Lineage: Eukaryota; Metazoa; Arthropoda; Arachnida; Sarcoptiformes; Oppiidae.
UAUUAUUAUUAUUGUCUUAAGUGUCGAUCAAAACAAAAACAACAAACACUUUGUUCACACAUUUUGGUGAUAUCAUUGUCUUUUCAUAUCAAUGAUUGGAUCCAACAUUUAAUGAGUCAAUCAUUAAUAUAUUGUUGUGUUUGUAACUUAAGUAGUGGUCAGACGAAUGUCACAAUUGAAUGCAUCGACAUCUAAGAGAUUGGUGUCGACUCAAGACAAGUGCCAAUUGAAAGACAAUAACUGCGUUGAAGUGACAGUCCGUUCACAGACUUUGCAGACAUUGAGUGAUAAACGAAAAGCAUUGAACACUAAUAAUAGUCUUUGCUAUAAAAGACAACGUCUUGACCAUCAAGACUACCUAAUCAGUGAUAAAAUGAGUGAAAACACAAUUGCUGUCAACAAUCAAAAUCAGAGGUAUUCCUUGUCAUCCAAUGGUAUCAAUAAACAGACGCCACUGACCACUACUAACGCCAAACCUGGAGCGGCAAAGAAAUUGAUUAUUAAAAAUUUCGAAAAGCCAAAAUUGCCGGAAAACUACUCGACUCAUACAUGGGAUCGAUUGAAGGAAGCAGUUGUGGCCAUCCAGAAGUCGGAACCGGUUAGUACUUCAUUGGAAGAAUUGUAUCAAGCAGUUGGAAAUCUGUGUUUUCAUAAGAUGUCACCCGAUCUGUAUAAACAAUUAGAGUCUUUAGUCGAGAUUCAUGUGAAGAACUGUGUGGUGCAGUUCCUUAAUGCAGAUGUCGAUCACCUCUCUUAUCUGAAAUUAAUGAAUAAUUGUUGGCAAUCACAUUGUAAUCAAAUGAUAAUGAUUCGGAGUAUUUUUCUAUAUCUUGACCGGACAUAUGUACUACAAACAGCACAAAUCCUAUCCAUUUGGGAUAUGGGAUUAGAAAUGUUUCGCAAAUACAUUACAAACGACACUAUAGUUCAGAUCCGAACAGUUGACGGACUGUUAAAGUUGAUUGAAAGUGAAAGAAAUGGUGAGGCAGUCGAUAGAGGAUUGCUUAAGAGUUUAUUGCGAAUGCUUUCCGAUUUGUCAAUAUAUCGAAACGCUUUUGAAAUAAGAUUUUUGCAAUCGACGGAACAGCUAUAUGCAGCUGAAGGACAACGAUUGAUGCAAUCCAUGGAAGUACCGGAAUAUUUGAUACACGUUGACAAACGAGUCAAUGAAGAAUGGGAGCGAUUGCUUCACUAUUUAGAUCAUUCAACGCGCAAACCAUUAAUACAAACAGUGGAAAAACAGUUGAUUUCUGAACAUUUGCCAAACAUAUUAUCAAAAGGAUUGGAUCAGUUGUUAGACGCCAAUCGUGCUUCUGAUUUGUCUCUGAUGUAUAAUUUAUUGAGUAGAGUGAAGGAGGGUUUGGGAGAGUUGUGUUUACACUUUAAUCAAUAUAUUAAAAAAAAAGGAAAAGUGAUUGUCACGAGUCCUGAAAAAGAUAAGACUAUGGUUCAAGAAUUGCUCGACUUUAAGGAUCAAAUGGAUUUAGUGUCGAAUCAAUGUUUCACUAAAAAUGAAAAGUUUACAAAUUCGUUGAAAGAAGCGUUUGAACAGUUCAUUAACCAGAGAGCUAACAAACCGGCGGAAUUGAUCGCUAAGUUUGUUGAUUCAAAACUAAGAGCCGGUAAUAAAGAGGCGACAGAAGAGGAAUUGGAAAGACUUUUGGAUAAAAUUAUGGUUUUGUUUCGUUUUAUUCACGGAAAAGAUGUUUUCGAAGCAUUUUAUAAAAAAGAUUUAGCAAAAAGACUUUUAGUGGGAAAGUCUGCUUCAGUUGACGCGGAAAAGUCUAUGCUUUCAAAGCUUAAGCAGGAAUGCGGGGCAGCCUUUACAUCAAAAUUAGAGGGAAUGUUCAAAGAUAUGGAACUCUCUAAAGAACUGAUGUUGAACUUCAAACAAUAUCUUAAUAAUGCCAAACCUAACGGUUCCAUUGAAAUGAAUGUAAAUAUAUUAACAAUGGGUUAUUGGCCAACCUAUCAGCCAAUGGAAGUACAUAUGUCCUCAGAAAUGGUUGACUAUCAGGAGAUAUUUAAAAGAUUUUAUCUAUCGAAACAUAGCGGACGUAAACUUCAGUGGCAGCCGAACUUAGGUCACUGUGUCCUCAAAGCAUGCUUUACAGCGGGGAAUAAAGAACUUCAGGUCUCACUAUUUCAGGCAUUAGUUUUGCUUUUGUUCAAUGAUUGCGACGAACUGUCUUUAGAUGAUAUAAAACAAUCGACAUCUAUAGAGGACAGUGAGUUACGCCGUACGUUGCAGUCAUUGGCGUGUGGAAAGGCUAGAGUCCUAACAAAGAUUCCUAAGGGAAGGGAUGUCUUGGAUGACGACAGAUUCGCUUUCAAUAUAGAAUUUAAAAAUAAAUUGUUUAGAAUUAAAAUAAACCAAAUACAACUCAAAGAAACGCAAGAAGAACAGGCAACCACUCAGGAGAGGGUCUUUCAAGACAGACAAUACCAGAUCGAUGCCGCCAUUGUUCGUAUAAUGAAGACAAGAAAAACACUGACCCAUAAUCUCCUUUUGACUGAACUCUACGAUCAGCUCAAGUUUCCCGUUAAACCCGCGGAUCUGAAAAAGAGAAUCGAAAGUCUUAUUGAAAGGGAUUAUCUCGAGAGAGAUAAAGAAAAUAAUAAUUUGUAUCAUUAUGUGGCUUAAGAUAAGUAAAAAUGUGAAACUAAAUGAUUGUAUAAUUUGAAUAUUUAUGAUAUUGUAAUCAAUUGAUGAUAAGUAUAAUAUAGUUUGGCAAAUAAG